Lichtheimia ornata is the source of this 363-nucleotide messenger RNA. RefSeq lists its product as uncharacterized. The record is from RefSeq and is a predicted model, not a curated record. The coding region runs from base 1 to 363 and encodes 120 amino acids. The transcript is spliced from 3 exons. Lineage: Eukaryota; Fungi; Mucoromycota; Mucoromycetes; Mucorales; Lichtheimiaceae. Gene Ontology annotation, biological process: proteasome assembly.
AUGGCUGACGACACCGAUCCGCGCUUCCUUAUCCAUCAGACAACACACAUGUACUUGGGUGAACCCAUUCACUUCCAGGCAGUGCAAAUGAACAAGUCGCUCUUUGUUUGGGCGGGAAAGCAGCAAGCCAACAUGAAGGAUCUCUCCAUUGCCAUGCCUGCUUUUGGCAGCCAAGCCAAUCCAGCAGUGACCACCGUACUUGGACAAGAUGUCUCUGAACAAAGUCGCAAUAUUGGCAGAAGAUUGGCCUCCAAGUAUGGGAUGCAGUUUUUUGUAUCGUUGGAUAUUGGUAGUCAGGAUGAAAUGUUGAUUGCAUUUACGGAAAAGAAGUUGUCAGAAUUCAUAAAGGGGUUGUUGACUUGA